AUGGAAAACUGGGCUACCAACACCGGUACGGGGACCACGGUGGGGGCUGAUGGGGCCUUCGAAAGGUUCCUCACAGCCGCUAUAGCUACUAUUAUUACCAUCAUGUUUUCAUGGAGACUUUUAGUUGAAAACGCCGAGGAAAACGGCGAUGUAAACACGGCAUAUCAGAUUCGUCAACAAAUGCUUGCUAUGCAGUGUGCAGCGGGCGGUGACCCGUCCGGUGACCCGGAACAGCAAGAUGACAGCCACGGUAAUAGACAUCAGGGACCCCAUGACGAACCCAUACCUGUCAGUCAUCAAAAACCACAUCUGACCCCGGGUCACGAUGUAAUGGAAUGUAAACACGAAAGUCAGGUGCAUUCUUCAACGUUAACUUCCAGAACACCCGUACAAAGUAGGCCUCCGAUGGACGAUGACAGUCGGACAACACAGUCGGCUGACCCCCGUGGGGAAGAGGUGAAUGACCCAGAGGAGGAGGAGGAGGACCAAUCUGCAUGGGGAUUCAGUAACUGGGAGGAGGAUACGUACUGGAAUAUAAAUACAAGGAGAAAACCAAGAGACUUCAUGACAUCACAGGUCAGAACUAAGUCUGAAUCCUCGGACCAAAGUUAUACAGCGGGCUCGGAUAGUAGUGACCCUGAGGGAGGGGGACCCGCCCCGGUGUCCGAGGGCGAGGAUGACAUGUACGUGAACCGGGAGUAUCGUAGUAUAGUUGAUAAUGAUGGAUACACUAAUAUGGUGGAUGACAAAAGUAGUGACAGCGAAAGCAGUGAUAGUGAGGAGGGAGACUACGAGCCCCCUAUCAUUGAUUCUGACGAGGAGGCUAAUUAUUCUAAUUCUCUGGAACCCAUUAUAGAGGAAGACUCAGAUGAUAUGUGUACAAGUGAGGAUGAAACGUUUGAUGAAAAAGACGAUGAAGGUAAGAGAAACAAUAUAGAUCCAUUUAUCGAACAAGUUUCGUAUGACCAAACAUUUCAAUGUGAUAUUCCACGUGGUAAGGCAGGCGAGGGCAAUACAAGUAUUAACUGUGAUGAUAAAGAUAAGAUUCGGACAGGGACUGUCGAAACAGGAACGGAUGUAGACUCGCCUGUAUGUGUCACAAACGCGGAGUCGAACAGGCGUGACCCAUCAUCUCCUGCGGAUAUACCUGUCGUACCUGUAGCAGACGACACCGACUCGGACCACGUGGCUUUGUUUACAUCUCGGCAUGAAGGCUCGGGGCCCGCUAUUGUUAAUGUGAUUGAAGGGGAGAGGUCACGGUUUGGUGACACAGAACAUUGUAUGAAUGAAAGCCACAUUCCAACGCCCGACAGUAAUAAAUAUUACAGUACUGACUUAGAUUUUAAACCACCAACAGACAACAGUAGUAGCAUUCCCGAAUCGCCUGUCCGAACGUGUGCGGUGGAGGAUGUAUUUGAUGGCUAUAUAUCUGACGAGUCCUGUAGUAGUGCUUCUGUUGUAACUGUCGUUAGUAUAGAUGUUGAGGACGAUGAAGACGACAGUAUCAAUCAAAACAGGGCGAGGGAUCGUACUGGAUCUGGAGCUCGCGGGGAGACACGUGGUUAUCAACAUCAACAUUCAUUAAGGAACUUCAGUGACGAGGAGGACAACGCAUCAGAUUCAAAUUCCGAGGAAUGUAUUGACGGAGAUGAAAAGGGUGUUGAGAAAAGUGAUUCCGUGAUACACAUACCCCAGUUGGUGGAGUCAGAAUGGGUAGAUAUCGAGACAAAUAACAAUUGUGAGCCGACUGUGGGUUUGAAGGGAGACGGCAUUGAUAUAGACUUAACAGACGGGAACAAUACACAAACAACAUCAGAAUUCACUUAUAGUGAUUUUAUUACGGAUAUUAAAGCAAAAAAUGAUGAAAUACUAUCCCAUCCAGGUGAAGUAGACAAACCCCCGAACCCGACACUAACUUCAGGCAACACACAAGCACCUGUUACAGACGGAGAAACAGACCGGGACAACAGUGAUACUUCAGAAAAGGACGGUCGGGAUAACACUUUUUCUGACGACGAAAUGUUCGCUUUGUCACAACUUGCCAGCAUACCCGAGGAGGGGGAGGAUAAUGUUUGGGGAAAUGAGGAUAUCGAGACCAAUGCAACUGUCAAAAUAACUCCGAUGGAACCAGAGUGUGUUAGGCAACUGGAGAGUGUCACCACCGACAUCCCUGAGAGGUGUAGUGUUAGUGUUAUCAAUUAUCAAAAUGUCGAUGACGAGGGAGAUGAUGUUACUGGUUCGUCAGGUCCAGAUGAUAAUUCAGAUACUGUGCCACGUUUUCAAGACAUUUCAACAAAUAUACAAGACUAUGUCAACAGUUCUGAUGAUGACGUAGAACCGCGCGAGUAUAAUCCGUAUGAUGACGAUUUUGCCGAGUUCCAUCCAGAUUCUGACGAGGAUUCUUUCUUUCUUGUGAUGGGCGAUCAAAGUCAUCUUCGGAAACUGGACACAGUAACUAACCUAGACGCGCUCGGUCUGAACGCGUCUGCCGAUGGUUAUGACGUCCAGACAGGCGAGGAUGGUAAGUCUGUGGUUUUUACGAAGACCGAAGAGGUGUUCACGGAUCAUCAUGUGAGGUAUUUUACAGAGGACAGGUCUCCGGACACACCGGAAACUUGCUCACACAACACGAUACUGGAGCAAGACGAAACUGCUCCGAAUGAGCACGUGACCGAUAGAAAUAUUCCAAACGGAGAUGUGGAAACGGAUGUGCCAUGUGUCAUGAAUGGUUUGAACGGUGAACAUGGAAACAGACGACAUGUUUCCGAGGAGGAUUUAUCGAAUACAGAUUCUGCACCAGUUGCUAUUGAUCUGUCGGUGUGUAGUAGAUCAGGUAAUUUGAUAACAGAUCUAGAAGGCAAUACUCAUUUCAACAAAGGCUCAGAAAAUGAAUUAUUGUUUGAAAAUAACCAACUCGAGCAGUUCAGGGAUAUGAGCACGAGUUUAGAGAAUACGCGCGACACGUCGGAUAAUGAUCGCACGAGUGAUUCACAUUCUGACCUCAGCUCCGCUGAUAUGACGGGAAGUGGUGAUGUACACAUCCGUAGUCUGCAAGAAUAUGUGAAAGAACAAAGUUCGCGAGAAAGUUUGAACGAAGCGUUGCAAAUUGAUGAGGAACAAGACUCUGGAAUACAGUGCAAUAGUUUUUCACCCAAUCAGAUUGGAUUGUCUCCUGAUAACGGACAGUUCAGCAUACAAACAAAAGCCAAUUCUCAAGGGAUAAAAUCUCAGAAUGCUAGUGAAAGCUGUGAAGAUGUCUCUAAUGUCGAGCUGUUCAUUAGUGAGAGUGAUUUGGAUAUCGACCUAACGGAACAUGACCAUCGUCCAAAAGAGACGAUGAUCGAUGAUAUACCAAGGUCAAAUCGUCAUAAAGAGACUGUUAUCGAUGAUAUGUUAUCAUCCACUCGUCCCAAGGAGACUGUUAUCGAUGAUAUGUUAUCAUCCACUCGUCCCAAGGAGACGAUAAUCGAUGAUAUAUCACCGUCAAAGCUUCAUAAAGAGACUAUUAUCGAUGAUAUGUUAUCAUCCACUCGUCCCAAGGAGACGAUAAUCGACGAUAUAUCACCGUCAAAGCUUCAUAAAGAGACUGUUAUCGAUGAUAUGUUAUCAUCUACUCGUCCUAAGGAGACGAUAAUAGAUGAUAUAUCACCGUCAAAGCUUCAUAAAGAGACUGUUAUCGAUGAUAUGUUAUCAUCCACUCGUCCCAAGGAGACGAUAAUCGACGAUAUAUCACCGUCAAAGCUUCAUAAAGAGACUGUUAUCGAUGAUAUGUUAUCAUCCACUCGUCCCAAGGAGACGAUAAUCGACGAUAUAUCACCGUCAAAGCUUCAUAAAGAGACUAUUAUCGAUGAUAUGUUAUCAUCCACUCGUCCCAAGGAGACGAUAAUCGACGAUAUAUCACUUUCAAACCAUCGAGAGUUGGCUGUCGUCGACAAUAAACCACAAUCAAAUCAUCAGAAAGAGACUGCUAUCGAUGAGGUUUCAUCGCCACAUCGUUGUACUAAUGAUAAUGUAUCGUCAAGGGAAACUGUCAUUGGGGGUGUGUCGCGUUCAAGGGAAACUGUCAUUGGGGAUGUGUCGCGUUCAAGGGAAACAGACCUAGACGACUUUCCUUUAUCACGUAAUUAUGAUAGUUUGCGUACAGACUCCGAGACAUUACCAAGAACAGCCUCAAAACAGCCUCCAGUAAAUCACGACGAUGGGACUGACGUAGAUGACAUAACUUCGAAGGCGUCUGAGGUAAACCUACCUCGAACGGCCGUUGAGGUCAUGUCUAGGUCACUGCCGGUUCCAAAUAAUAGUGAACGCGAGACAACUGUUGAUGACUCUGUGAGAUCAGACGUGAUGAACUCCAGUACAAUAGAUGUCCUCGAGAGCGCGAUAAUCCCGUGCAUAGAACAGUACACCAAAUCAGUGAAUCAUCCUACUAAACUCAAACCGGAAGGCGAACGUGAGCUGUCUCCAACGGAAACUGCAAGAGAACCAGAAAAAGCAGCAGAUUCUAAUACCUCCAACGAAUUCAAAGACAUUGCAGUUGUGCCCAGAUUUGGAUGGGUCGUUCGGACGUCGGUUGUUAAUCCUUCUGGACUAACGGGAAUUAAAGCAAAAAUCAACAAACAGCAAGAACGUACGCGCAUGCGCACACCUGAACAUUACCAAUCAGUGCUCACUGAGCCUAUUGUGAUAAAUCCUAGUCCACCUAUCGUGCGUACGCCCGAGCAAAAACCAUUACCAUUUAUACGCCAAAAGAUCAUAUCCUCUCGACAUCGCUUUCUCAGUGCUGAUAACCUGACUGACAACAUGAGCGCGCAGUUCGACCACUACAAGUCGUCUGUGUCUAAGACUCCGACUAGACAACGUAUUUAUACGCGUCGGGAGACAACACCAGCUCAAAAAACUCGGCGCAUUCUAAGCUUUGAGCGUGUAGAUACCGCCGGCGGUUUGUAUUCCUCGCGGUACAAUAGUGACGAUUCUUUCGAGAAACCUCCACUAGAUAAACUACAUAAAGACUGUAUUUUUUCAGCUCAUAAACACAAAGAACUAGUGGAUACAACACGAUCAAUAGAACAGUUACACGAACCCCUACUUAGCUAUGGUUCUGUCUCAUCAUUAGUGGAAACUGAUAUAGAUUCUGGUGAAACGUUUGAAACAUUCUUUCUUCGUGAAACUGACGUUGACAUGUUUGGCUUUCAGCACAUACCUUUACAAAGAACGGCAAGUAUGAGUGAUAUGAUGACGUCAAGACAGCUGGAAGAACAAAAGGCAAGGAAGGGUCGUUUCGCCGACCGAAAUAUGCCAAAGUCCAAAAGUCUAAUGGCAUUGGAAACGAACAUUGACGAGGAAGUUGAGGGAGACGGGAGCCUCAAAAGGGUGCCGUCCAUACACGAACUUCGUGUGGCUAAAUCUCUUCAGAAACUGAAUGUCCCAGAUUGGUAUAAAAAAUCUAGCGUCUCGCGGAGUGGAAGCACUUACAGUCUUUUAUCUGAACGUCGUGAUUCAACGUCAACUCUUGACUCAAUAGGAUAUGCAAUGUCCACGACGUCAUGUCCUUGCCCCUCUAUUAGUCCCACCUCCGGUGCUGUCGUAAUAAAGACCAGAGUAACACCCUCUAGUGCACAUAGGUUUCUCCGCGCGCCUAAGCUGCCCGUUACGCCAGAAAAAUCCCCAUUACCUCCCAUGAAUUUCCGGUUACCUAGUGACAAAUUAAGAAACAAAGAUAAAUCUAAAGAACUCAUGCCGAUACCGGUCGUGCCUUUCUCACAACUAAGACUCAUGUUUGAAACAGGUAAAAAAGCAUCCCCUGUUAAAAAAUCCUCUAGUACAAAAUCUGAUAAAGCAUCUCCUCUUCCGUCACCCGAUGUUCCAGAGGGACCUGCUACGUCACCAGUGACGUCAUCAGCUCCACCGCCAAUACUCAAGGUGACACAAGCGGACCAGCCGCCAACGAAUGGUACCACAAAUGGUAGGGAAGAAGAAACCAGAGUGAAAAAUGGGCGGGUAAGAAUUAGUGAACCUGAGGUUACAAAUAUUAAACCGGUUCCUUCAGAAAAGCCAGCAUCUUUGUCUAAAAAGGAAUCCAACCAAGAAAAGCCAACUACGCCGACGAAGAAGGGAUUUUUCUCACAUUUUAAGAAACAGAAAAGUUCUUCCACAAAGUCGGCGCCUGUAGCACCACCUGUGGAGCAGGAGAAGCUCAAGCCGUCCAUUAAACCGCCAGUUCCCGCGAAACCCGUUAAGAGCAGGAAAGACGAAGUAAACAGUUCAUCUGUCGAGACUACAGUGUAACCGUGCAGAGGGAACAGAAAUGAAAUCUUCAAUGUUGCCAAUGAAACGGUGCUUUGUGUGAGCAUAUGCUGAGAUGUGGCUGCACGUUACAGUGGCUGCUUGCGAAUCAAAAACAAGGCGAAGAUCAAUGUCACAGCGAUGCUUUUCAGACGUAGUAUUCAAAACAAGCAAGUGUUCUUUCCACAACGAUUAAUCUGGGCGGAGAGGAUACUCUUGUAUUUUACGAGAGAUGUCAAUAUAUUAUGUGCUAUAAGAACUGCAUUUGUGCUUUUGGAAUUACGUCAACAUUGUGACAAUCUUAAUCACGAAAAUAUAUUUGUAAUGGAACUGAAAUACCCAAGUGAACCGGAGGAAUAUUGCUAUGCAUCAUUUCGAAUACGUAUUAGUGGUGUUAAAUGACGUCAUACGGAAUGGAAUAUAGAUGCCCAGGUUUCAUAACAAAGUGAAAGUGAUGGUCAGUUUUAAGAAAAUGCUUUCUUUAUUCUGGAAUUAAGAUUUGGAAGUUAAGAACAGUUGUGGUACUGUUUGUUAUUCCGCAGCUUGGUAACUUGGAUGUGUGGUUUUAGAUGGACACAGCAGUCGGUAAGACUUGUAUAUUACUAACUGUCGUCUGUGUUGUACGGUGGAAUGCUUCCUUGUACAACUUUUGUCUAAGUAGGCUUGAAUUUCCCGCUCUCAUCUGCCAUGGCUGACAUCCUUACGUCAUUAUCAAGAUGAUUUCCAUAAAAUCGUCUUUUCCUCCUGGUAGUUAGGUAUAAAUACGCCGAUUUUGAGGCGAAAGUGACGCAAUGGUCUACAUAUUUUAAUGUUUGUAAUAUUUAAAAAGAGCAAAUAUUUGAUUAUAUUUAUAUUUAAUAUGGACCCUUUAAAUACGAUGCAUUAUAAUAAAUUUUAGUCUGAUAAAGAAUCA
Molecule: messenger RNA, 7195 nt
Organism: Ylistrum balloti
Lineage: Eukaryota; Metazoa; Mollusca; Bivalvia; Pectinida; Pectinidae
Exons: 4
Coding region: 1-6285 (2094 amino acids)
Source: RefSeq, a predicted model, not a curated record